AUGGUGGUGAUGGCAGGGAGCGGGGCAGGCGAGCGGUCGGGCAGCAUGCCGAGUCAAGGGUGGGUCGCUAUUCCCGCGAUAAUCCCUCGGACGAUCCGUAGUGCGCACACGGCCCUGUCACAUGACCGCGUCAGUAGCAGCAUCAGUGCGAGCCGUCCCACCAUGGCCACCCAUCUCGUGCUUCACCGCACCCUAAGCUCCAUGCACCUGUCCUCAACCGAUCAGCGUCGCGACGCGUGCCGGCAUGACGAGCCCUGCGCGGUGAUCGCCGCGAGUCCCGCAGCCGCAGCGAGCAGCACGGCGACGAUCGUGGAGCGCGGCGUGGUCUGCGAAGUGCCGCUGGACGUGCAGCGCGUCGCCGCGAGCUCGCCGUGGUCGUACGGCGCGAUGGACGGCGACGACUGCUGGCGGCCUCCGCCGGGCGCGCGGCUGUCGGACGCGACGAGCGCCGACUUCCUCAAGCGCUGCGCCUUCUGCCGGCGGAGCCUGGAGCACGCUGACGCCUUCAUGUACCGGGGCGACAAGGCGUUCUGCUGUCUGGAGUGCAGGCAGCACCACAUGAUCGUACACACCCGCAAGGCAUGGCUGCACCUCACCGGCCGCCGCUUCUCCAUGGUGCCGCUUGCUGGGUAG
Closterium sp. Yama58-4 is the source of this 633-nucleotide messenger RNA. The record is from the annotation of a GenBank genome assembly. NCBI's taxonomy places the organism in Eukaryota, Viridiplantae, Streptophyta, Zygnematophyceae, Desmidiales, Closteriaceae.